CUCACCUCGCUUCUGAGCCGACCGACCCACCGACCGGAGCGGACAGUACAAAGAAGCUGCUGGUUCUGCUGCAGACGGGAUCCAGACCCACCGGGAUAAACUUUAACUUUAGUUCGGGUUUGUAGGAAUUUAUUGUUCCACCCAUUGAGGAGCUGGUGCUUAAAAACGGCCGGAGGAGUUAGCGAGGAGUUGAAUUCAAUCCGAAGAAGAAGAAGAGCAGCAGCCUGGGAGACACUUGGCGUCUGUUUGCAGGUUGCAUGGCAGUCUGGACUUGAUGCAUGCCAGUUGCAUGACUGCAGAGGGUCUGGUUGUGGGACUGAGAUCACGCAGCUGCACCCAUGGCUCAAACGGUGCACGUAAACGGCAACAGCCCAGAAAGAGCACAAACAUGCCUGGGCGCCGGAGAUGAGAAAGACUCCUACUACGUGGAAACUCCUUACGGUUACCAGUUAGACCUGGAUUUCCUCAAGUAUGUCGACGACAUCGAGAGGGGCAACACCAUUAAGAAGCUGAGCAUCCAGAGGAAACCCAAAGCGGCCAGACCUCUGGCAACCCCUCGGGGCAGCACUUCGGGGGGCGGCGCCCGGCCUGAAUGGACCUCCACGGACUCCCUGUCCUCCUCCAACAGCGACGGCAAGCAGUCUCCGGUCUUUUUCACCUCACGGCACCCGGACGCCGCUCCGUUGACCCCCACCCUCCCCAGGGCAACCGGUGACGUCCCUUUGGGUCAAUCCUACUUGGCUGAGCAGAAGCAGCUUCUUCCGCCACCCUCACCCAGGUUUGCUCCUCGUCACAACCCCCAAGUGGAAAAGACGCUCAUGGAGACCCGUCGUCGUCUCGAGCAGGAGCGUCUGCUCGUCCAAGCGCACAUCGAGCCUCUGAUUCCCCGCCGUCGCCUCGCCAGCUUUGGUGGAAUGGGCUCCAGCAGCUCCCUGUCGUCUCACUCGAGUUCAGUCGCGACGAGCCAGAUCUCCCCCAGCACCCACCAGCCUCUACCCAUCAACGGCCUUUCUAAUGGGGAGUAUAACCCCUACUUCUCACAGUCCAGAGGCAGCUCCAUCCGCCACAGCCCCAUGAGCUCAGGCGUCGCCACGCCGGUGACCAACGUCAGCCCGUUGCACCUGCAGCAGAUCCGAGAGCAGAUGGUCGUGGCCCUCAAGAGGCUUAAAGAGCUGGAGGAGCAGGUCAAAUCCAUUCCUAUCCUACAGGUGAAGAUUGCCGUUCUGCAGGAGGAGAAACGACAGCUGGCCGCUCAGACUAAAAACCAAGGUGUCGGUGGCUUCCGCAAGCGUUCCUACAGUGUGGGCAGUGCUGACCAAAUGGAGAACUCCGGAUCCAUCCAGAAGGAGACGGAGCUGCGCAUCGUUGAGCCCGAGGCGCAGGAGCAGAGCGCCCAGCGGCUGGAGGAGUUCAGGCGACUGGCUGCUGAGGUCCAGGCUCUGGAGAAGACGACCAAGGAGAAUAACGUUGCUGAAGUUCAGCCUCAAAGCCUACAAAAACAAGUCCUCCAGAAGUCAGUCGGUGUAGUUACCGAUGAAAACAUGAACAGUCUUUUGGGUUCGCUAAGCAAACCACAAAAAGACAGCCGUCUCCGGGAUGUAGGAGUGGUGACGGAGCGGCUGGAGACGCGGAGCGCUGGAGUUGUUGUGACGGAGGCCAUGCUGGGCGUGACCAGUGAAGCUGACAAGGAGAUCGAGCUCCAACAGCAAACCAUCGAAGCUCUGAAGGAGAAGAUCUACCGCCUGGAGGUCCAGCUCAAAGAAACCACCCAUGAGAUGGAGAUGGGGAAGCUCAAACUGGAGCUCCAAGCAGCCGGAGGGUCGAACAAGAAGAAGGCCGACAAGGGGCUGAUGGUGAGGCCGGAGAUGUACAACGCCUCGGUGGAAGCCAAAGUCCAGAUGCGCAGCCAGGGAGUGGGCGACCAUCUGGAGUUCAUCCUGCAGACCCAGACGGUGGGAGUGUCCUGCCAGCCCAGCGUGCGCAGCGUUGCCACCGGACCCGACCUCCCAGUGGACCAGUGGGUGGUGCAUCAACGGGUGGAGACGAGGCACCAGCAGGUUGGCAUAGAGCCGAGUAUUUCUGAAUUGGGAGUAAACACUGAGGAGUCGUUGGAUGGACUGGGCCUGUGCAGAACCGCGGAGCCGAUCAAGCAGUCCAGAUCGGUCGGCUGCGGGGAUUGCUCGGUGGAUGUCAACAUCACUCCUGUGAAGACAUUUGUGUCGCGAGGAACCGACCCGGAUGUUGUCUGUAAGAUGGACUCCGCCGUUAUGGCGGCUCCCGAUUCGGCGUCACAGCAGACUGGUACCGACACAGAAUACGAGAACAGGUCCACAAACACGAGAACGGCCGAGGUGACGGACUCGUUCACGGACAUGGAGCGGAGCAGCUGCGACAAGCAGACCAACACGGCGCCGCCCGAGACGAGGACCGUUGCUGUUGGGGAGGGGCUCGUGAAAGACGCCCCAACGACGGCAAAGACGCGGUCGGUCGCUGUUGGAACCACCAGUGAUGUCGGGUCGCUUCCCAGCAAACCAAACCCGACCAGAAUCAAAGAGUGUGGAGUCGGCCCGGUUAGCAUCCACGACAAUUUCCUGAUUGGUUUAAAAACCAGGAACAUCGCAUGUGGUCCUUCUCAUCCUCCUGACUCGGCCCCAAGCAAAGAGGAGAAGACCGGAGCCACCGCUGCAGCGCCGCCACCAGGGGGCGUCGGACUGGACCACUACAUAGAGAGGGUGCAGAAGCUGCUGCAGGAGCAGCAGAUGCUGCUGGCGGAGAACUACAGCGAGCUGGCGGACGCUUUCGGCCAGCCCCAGUCCCAGUUCGGGUCCAUCAACAGCCAGCUGGUCAGCACGCUGUCGUCCAUCAACUCGGUGAUGAAGUACAGCAGCGCGGAGAACAUCCUGGCGCUGCACUCGGACUCCUGCAGAGAGCGCAGCCUGAUGCUGCCACUACCAGGCGCCGAAGCUGCAGAUCGUCCUGAAAACUCGCCGCAGCAGAUCAGCGCCGCGGAGCAGAAGAGCCUCAUGGACCUGCAGAUGUCUACGGCGCUGCACGGUCAGCCAGGAAGUCAGAACACCCUGAAAUCCAUCAUGAAGAAGAAAGAUGGCCGCCCCGACGCCAACGGCACCAAGAAGAACCUGCAGUUUGUUGGCGUCAACGGAGGAUAUGAAACUACAUCAAGCGAUGAGUCCAGCUCUGAGGACAGCAGCUCUUCUGGGUCAGAGGAAGAGGAGGGGGACGAAGAGAAGGAGGAAGAGUACCAGGAAGUGGGAGGAAGGAGAAUCGGGGAGGAGUUCCAGAACGAGGGAGCUGAGGAUGAGGAUAAGAAGGACGAAGAGGAAGGUUCAGAGAACGAGAAGAGAGAGAGGUAUGAGCUGAGUGAGAAGAUGUUGGCAGCGUGCGACGUUCUCAAAACUCACCUCAGCGACUCGAAGGCAGUGAGCAGCAAAGAUCUGAGAACCAGCCUCAACACGGUGCAGCAUGAGUGGUUCCGCGCGUCCAGCCAGAAGGCGGCGCUGGCGCCGAUGGUGGAGGACUACCUGCGCGCCUUCGAGGCCGUCUCUAUGGACGUGCUGCGCCACGUCGUCAACAUGGCCGACGGCAACGGCAACACUGCGCUGCACUACAGCGUUUCUCAUUCCAACUUCCAGGUGGUGAAGAAGCUGCUGGACGCAGACGUGUGCAACGUGAACCAGCAGAACAAGGCCGGCUACACGCCUAUCAUGCUCGCCGCUCUGGCUGCCGUGGAAACGGCGAAGGACAUGUCCAUCGUGGAGGAGCUCUUCAGCAAGGGAGACGUGAACGCCCGCGCCAGUCAGGCCGGUCAGACGGGGCUGAUGCUCGCCGUCAGUCACGGCAGGAUGGACAUGGUCCGGGGGCUGCUGGCCCACGGAGCCGACGUCAACGUCCAGGACGACGAGGGCUCCACGGCGCUGAUGUGCGCCAGCGAACACGGCCACGUCGAGAUCGUCAAACUGCUGCUGGGCCAGGCGGGCUGCGACGCCACGCUCAGCGACAGCGAUGGGAGUAACGCUCUGUCCAUCGCCCUGGAAGCCGGACACAAAGACAUCGCCGUGCUGCUUUACGCCCACGUCAACUUCUCCAAAGCCCAGUCGCCUGGAACGCCUCGACUCGGCAGGAAAACUUCGCCCAGCCCGACGCGGAGGGGAAUGUUCGACUGACCCCCGACCCCAACCAACGCUGCGCUGCUAUUGGUUCUCACAGAACAACCCCUCCUCCCUUAAUCCCGACAACCAAUGAGAUUCCUGGAUAUUUUUUUUUCUUUUUCUAUUUAUCUACGUAUUUUCUUUCCACCUUGAUGAGCCCAAAGUGCCCUUUAAAUAUGAAUGUAACCUUCAGAUUGUGCCUGAAAUGUCUCGUUUGUUUUCUUCUCUAAGCUCAGAUAAUCAUUUAAAUCCACGUUUUCAUAUCCGAGUGGAAAUAUUCCCAUCAUCCCAGCCUCAAACAAACCCCUAACAACCUAACUGUACUUUUGAAUACUUCCUAGUACUCCUCAACAAUCCAUGAAGUUAUAUAUUUAUCAGAGUAUAGUUUUUAAUGCAGAUAUGUAUUUCAUUGUACAUACGGUGGUCAUAGAGUCUAGUUGUUCACCAGUUUGUCUCGUCUGUAAUAUAAACGUUGUGCUCUGGUGUUCGUUAAGGUGCUGACUUUCAUCUUCACAUGAGAACUGAAGUGCCUGAAACGUUUCUUUUAACUAUUGAUUAAAGAGUUAAAAUCUG
This is a messenger RNA of Xiphophorus hellerii (green swordtail), 4739 nucleotides long. It is a transcript of the gene kank1a, whose product is annotated as KN motif and ankyrin repeat domains 1a. The transcript has 12 exons. Bases 339 to 4181 code for a protein of 1280 amino acids. The record is from RefSeq and is a predicted model, not a curated record. Gene Ontology annotation, cellular component: cytoplasm; cytoskeleton. Gene Ontology annotation, biological process: negative regulation of actin filament polymerization. NCBI's taxonomy places the organism in Eukaryota, Metazoa, Chordata, Actinopteri, Cyprinodontiformes, Poeciliidae. Gene Ontology annotation, molecular function: protein binding.